ACAAAAACCUGCAAAAAUGUUUUCCAAUAUCACAAAUCAAUUCACAUCGUUGGUGGGUGCCGUCAAAGGUGGCAACGAAGAAGACGUUCCCGCCUCUGAGGGAGCACCCGCCGCAGCUGCUGCUGCACCAGCUGCCCAACAACAGGAUCCAGCAGCAGCAACAGCUGAAGGUGCCGAAGGCGAAGAAGGCAAAAGCCCCACAUCAUUUGUAGAUUCCCUUUUAAAAGAAACAACCGGUUGGUUAGGCAGUGCCAAGGGUUGGUUAGGCAGUGCAUCAAUACCAUCUAUGCCGGCCAUGCCUUCAAUGCCCACAAUGGCUAUGCCAUCCAUGCCAGCUAUGCCUUCUAUACCAUCCAUACCUGGUCUGCGCAAGGGCGGCGAGGAGGGCGCCGAAGGUGCCGCUGCCGCUGGCGCAGAAAAUGCAGCAACUGUCACCGGUGGUGAGGAUGACGACAAAUCGAGGUAUCUUAGUGCCACAGAGGGAGCUGAUUCAUUAGCAGCAUCCGGUGAUGAGGCUCAACUGGGCGAAGAUGGUCAGAUUGGACAGGGUAAGGCCGAAGAAGUGAAAAUUACCACAAAGGUGACUCAACAGGCCAAACAUUUUGGUUCAUUUUUAUCAUCGGCUUUCACUGAGGCUGGUUCAAAACUAAAAGAAACUGUCAAGAAGAAUCCCAUUAUGGAAUCAUUUAACAAAGAACAAGAAGCCUUUAUUAAAGGCCAGGCUGGCGGUAAUGGUCCAGCUGUUGCCCCCUGGGUUGGCCUAACCAAUGAGGCAAAAAUUAAAGAAGAAAUUAUGGGUCUAUCCCAGGAUAGACGUAACUUUGUACGUGCACCACCGGCUGGUAUUGAUUUUGAAUUCAACUAUGAUACCGCCUAUCCUACCGCCCAGGCCAUUAUGGAAGAGGAUAAGAACCUGGAAACAAUGCGUUUUGAAUUGGUACCCAAAAUCAUCACCGAAGAGAAUUUCUGGAGAAAUUAUUUCUAUCGCGUCUCACUUAUUAUCCAGGCCGCUGAAUUGGGUACCUUGGGUGAAGAUGGUGUUGCACAAGCCUCAAGUGGUGAAGAUGCCAAAGUUUCUAAAUCUCAAGAAACCACCACUUCCGUUGAGAGCUCAAAAUUAAAUUCCCAACAAACAGCAU
This is a messenger RNA of Musca vetustissima, 1139 nucleotides long. Its product is annotated as synapse-associated protein of 47 kDa-like. Gene Ontology annotation, cellular component: synapse; cytoplasm. The record is from RefSeq and is a predicted model, not a curated record. The annotation marks the transcript as partial. NCBI's taxonomy places the organism in Eukaryota, Metazoa, Arthropoda, Insecta, Diptera, Muscidae. The transcript is spliced from 8 exons.